AUUGCCAUUUGCCAAAAAAACAAAAACUCGCGUCGGCUACCAUCUUGUAUUUGUGUUAAGCGAAUUAGAAAAUAAUCAUAUUUAGUGUUUAAAAGUGCUUAAAAAUUAUAUCAAAUAAUCCAUUUUACUCCUUGAGAGUAAAAAUACCUACUACCUAUAUAUAAAAGUGCGUCAAAUAAAAAAAUAACCUAACAAGACCAUAAAAUUGUUGUAAAGUAAAACUCGUGUGAAUUUACAAUAAUGGUUCGUGGAAAUGGUCGUGGAGGUCGAGGAAUGGGUGUUCGCGGUGGUAUGGGUCGGCCACCCUUUAACCGACCCCGUGUACUAAUGCUGCGACCUCCUUUUGACUUGAUAUUGGCUGAACCGGCGUUCCCAAGAUGCAAGCCUGCCCCAGACGAUUCUGCCCUAACCCAAGCUCUUUUGAAAAGACAUGCAGAACUAUGUCCGACACCCGCAGAGCAGUCUGCAGUCCUAAGCUUAGUCACAAAACUGCAAACUGUUCUGGACAAUCUCGUCGUCGCUCCUGGAGACUUUGCGGCAUGCCAACUGGAAGAGGUUCGUCAAGUGGGAUCUUACAAGAAGGGUACGAUGAUGGCCGGGAAGAACGUCGCUGAUAUAGUGGUCAUCAUGAAGACUCUACCUACCAAGGAAGCUGUGGAAGGAUUGUCCAAUAAGGUUAACGAAGAACUUAACAAGUUGAUGCGAGCUGAGACCCCAAGCACUUCAGUCACCAGCGCGUGCCACGAGCGUGGGUUCACGGUGACGGGCCCCAGCGCCGCUGUCAGGGUGCUGGUCACCACGCUGCAUCAGAACCUGAGGAAAUUGGAGCCUGAGGUCCACCUUGACUACAAAGUAAUUAGCAGCCAUCUGGCCGCGAUCCGCCACAGCCGAUGGUUCGAGGAAAACGCUCAUCAUUCUUCUAUCAAGGUCCUGAUUCGUCUCCUUCGUGAUAUGUGUGCGCGACACUCCGGCCUGGAACCGCUGACUCCCUGGAUGAUAGACUUGCUAGCUCACCACUGCAUCAUGAACAACCCAGCGCGACAGGCCUUACCUAUUAACGUGGCGUUCAGACGCGCGCUGUCCCUGCUGGCGGGCGGGCUGUUCCUGCCGGGCUGCGCGGGGCUGGCCGACCCGUGCGAGGCGGCCCACGCGCGCGCCCACACGGCGCUCGACCUCGCCGCGCAGGACCUCGCCGCCGCCACCGCGCAGACGUUACUUAGAGUGGUAGCUCGAGGUGGUCACCGCUACGUCUUAGGGCUCCAAGCUUUCGAAGGUGGCAAGGACAUAUCGACAGAGAUCACUGUAUGGGAUGGUGUGGUCGUCUCCCCCCUUGCUCCAGCUUACCAGGAGACUCCAGAACCGAUGGAUACUGACGAUAAGGAAGAAGACGUCACCGAUGGCGUGGCUGCUUAGGUUAAUUAAUUUAAUAUUAAGUUAUAUUAUGUUUAAAAACUUUGGACAGAUCUUUAAUUAAAGCAAUACCUAC
Messenger RNA from Spodoptera exigua (beet armyworm), 1486 nucleotides. The record is from the annotation of a GenBank genome assembly. NCBI's taxonomy places the organism in Eukaryota, Metazoa, Arthropoda, Insecta, Lepidoptera, Noctuidae.